AUGCUGGCUUAUUGGGUUGUGAUGAUUCAUGGCAUUAUGCAAAUAAAAGUCGGACUAUCGUCAGAAAAGCUCUUCCUCGACGAUUCACCACUCCUGGAGCUUGUACGGAUUCAGACAAACGUUAUCUUCAAGGAAGGAGGCCAGGUUGCCGUAUUCGUAAAUAAUCCAAGCAAUAUGCAUCAUCGAGAGACAGUGCCAGAAAUUAUGAGGAUUCUUCGUCGGUUCGAAACCGCCAACAACAGCGUUGGAGCUGCAAGCACGCAUAUGUGGUUGUUGCCCUAUCUUCCUUAUGUUGGUGAAAAGGAACAUGGUUCAAUUGACUUCAAAUAUCGGUAUAUGCCAGAAUUCUUCAAACUACCGGAGUAUAGGCGGUGGAGUCACUUUGUAAAUCUUGGCGAUCAUGCCGAUUGUCUAGCUGAAAGGCCUUCGUGUCUACAAAAGUUUGUGUUUUCUACGGGUUUUCACAAUGCUGUCACCUGGACAGAGCGACUGAACUUACUGGAACAGUGGAGAAACAUUGCAAGCGAAUAUCGUCACCUUAACCUCACCGUCUAUGAAGACUUCUCGAUGUACUCAGAUCAGUUGCUAUCCAUCGUUCCUGUGACCCAACAGACAGUGUUUUUCGCACUGGUCUGUAUGCUGAUAGUGCUCGUUCUCUUCACGCCUUCUCCAGUCACCAUUGUGACGUCCUCCUGCUCGGUAUUAUCAAUAAAUCUCGGUGAGUCUAUGUCAGGUCUUCUUUCCGUCAUCUUGCUCUUGCGUGCUUCGUGCUAA
Molecule: messenger RNA, 774 nt
Organism: Cooperia oncophora
Lineage: Eukaryota; Metazoa; Nematoda; Chromadorea; Rhabditida; Trichostrongylidae
Source: the annotation of a GenBank genome assembly